GUGUACGACUCGUACGGCGUGCCCACGGAAGAGGCGACGCCGCUGCAGAACGUGUUCGGCGUCCUGUUCACGGGGUUUUCGUUCUGGUACUUUGCGCGCGCGGUGCAGAAGCGAAGCGGGAAGGCGAGGGAGUUUCGCGUGGCGAAUAGGUUGCCGGAGGAGGAACGAGCGAAAAUCGACGAAGAGCGCGCGAAGAAGACGAAAGAGCUGACGGCGAUGCAGAGUUUUACCGGAGGUUUGACGGGGAUCGGGAUCUCUGUCGUGCUGUACGCGUUCGCGUCCAAGGUGAGCGCGUCGUUCGACGGGAAGGCGCUGCCGGAGAGCGAGACGGUGCGACAAAUUUCCAUCACCGUGCGCACGAUCGUCGAGGGGCUGACGUACUUGGCCACGUUCGUGUACGCGGCGAACGGCGUCGGAUUGAUCGCGCUCGCCGGACAAAAGACGCUGGAUUAUUUCGACGGCAAGGAUCUGCUCGACCAGGCCAAGGCGGAGCUCGCCGAACGCGACGCCGCCGAGGCGAACGAAGAAAAGUCAGAGGAUCCGUGA
Molecule: messenger RNA, 546 nt
Organism: Ostreococcus lucimarinus CCE9901
Lineage: Eukaryota; Viridiplantae; Chlorophyta; Mamiellophyceae; Mamiellales; Bathycoccaceae
Exons: 1
Cellular component (GO): chloroplast thylakoid membrane
Source: RefSeq, a predicted model, not a curated record